AGGGGAGAUGCACGCCAGGCUCUGCUCCGGGAAAUCCGGGUUCUGAGGAACCCCAAAAUCCCAAAAUUCCCGCUGGAAAAAUUCCCUGGGAUCCCGAAAAAACUGAAAUUCCCAUGGGAAAACCUCCCGGGGAUCUCAAAAAACGAAAAUUCCCAUGGGAAAACCUCGCUGGGAUCCCAAAAAUCCUGAAAUUCCUGCUGGAAAACCUCGCUGGGAUCCCGAAAACCCGAAAUUCCCAUGGAUAAACCUCCCUGGGAUCCCAAAAAUCCCAAAAUUCCCAUGGAAAAACCUCCCGGGGAUCCCAAAAACUCAAAAAUCCUGUUGGGAACCCCCCUGGAUUUCCUGGAAAACGGCAGAAAUUCCUUGAAAACAGCAGGAAUUCCCAGGGAAAUUGUGGGAUUUCCUGGGAAAUCGCAGAAUUCCUGGGGAAAACGGUGGGACUUGGAAGAAAAAAAGCAGGAUUUGAAUGUGGAGCAGCGGCGUUCCCAAGGAUCCAGGAAUUCCCAGCAGAAUUCCGGGAAAAUCCGGACUUUUUGCAGAGGGGAAACGGCGGAAUUCCAAGGACUGGCCGAGAGUCGCCCUCAGCGGCGCUAAUUAACUCCGACAGCGCUAAUUAACGACUAAUUCGUGCCUAAUGAACCCCCCGGGGACGCCUUUGUGCCGAUUGCAAUGAACCCCUUCGGGCCCUUUUGAACCCCAUUUGCCGCGUUUCGCUUGUGCCUGACCGCGAGGCCAUUAAAAAGCAGCGGCUGUGCUGCGGGGGCGAGCGGGGCUUUGCGCGGCUGUGGAGGGGGAGAAGGGCAGCGAGGGCAGCGAGGGCAGCGAGGGCGGCCGCGCUCCUCCGGGCAGCGCCGCCACGCAAGGCCCAGGCUUCGCUAGGCCGCGCUAGGCCGCGCGUUGCUAAGCAACGCGUCGCGCUCUGACGCGGCUUCCGUUAACGGCCCAGCGGUCGCUUAGCGACGCGUGACGUCACUUCCUCCUCCUCCUUCGCUCUCCCCUCAGCGGCGGCGCCAUCAUGGCGGCCGUGUCGGUGUUCCCGUCCCCGCGCGAGCUCGGCGCGGCCCUGGCGCGCUCGGUGGUGGAGGCGGCGGCCGAGGCGGUGGCGAGCGGCGGCCGCUUCACGCUGGGGCUGUCCGGGGGCUCGCUGGUGCCGCUGCUGGCGCGGGAGCUGCCGCCCGCCCUCAGCGCGGCUCCCGGCGCCGACCCCUCGCGCUGGCUCGUGGCGUUCUGCGACGAGCGCCUGGUGCCGCCCGAGCACCCCGAGAGCACCGGCGGCGCCUACCGGUCCCAGCUGCUGGCCCAGUUUGCCCCCCCCGGCCCCCAGGUGCUCUGGGUCACCCCCGGGCUGGGCCCGGCCGAGGCCGCCCGGGACUACGAGGAGCAGCUGAGGAGGGCGUUCCCGGGCGAGGCCACGCCCCAGUUUGACCUGCUGCUGCUGGGGGUGGGGCCGGACGGCCACACCUGCUCGCUGUUCCCGGGCCACGCCCUGCUCCAGGAGCAGCAUUCCCUGGUUUCUUUCCUGCUGGACUCUCCCAAGGCCCCUCCCCAGCGGGUGACGAUGACGCUGCCGCUGCUCAACGCGGCCAAGGCCCUGCUGCUCGUGGCCACCGGCGCCGCCAAGGCCCCCGUCAUCAAGCGCAUUCUGGAGCCGCGCCCGGAGGCGUCGCCGUCGCUGCCGGCGGCGCGGCUGCGCCCGCGCUCGGGCCGGCUCCGCUGGCUCCUGGACCGGGAGGCGGCCAAGGAGCUGCAGAGCCCCGGGAGCAGCGGCCACGAGGACACGGAGGAAUCCACGGAAAACCGGGAACAGCGGCCCUGACACGGAGAAAUCCACGGAAAACCGGGAACAGCGGCUUUGAAACGGAGAAUUCCACGGGAAAAUGGGAAAAAAUGUCUUUAAAAUGGACAAAUUCCAUGGAAAAAUGGGAAAAAAUGUCUUUAAAAUCGAGAAAUUUCAUGGAAAACCGGGAAUAGCGGCCCUGACACAGAGAAUUCCAUGGAAAACCCGGAACAGCGGCUUUGAAACAGAGAAAUCCACGGGAAAAUGGGAAAAAAUGUCUUUAAAAUGGAGAAAUUCCAUGGAAAAAUGGGAAAAAAUGUCUUUAAAAUCGAGAAAUUUCAUGGAAAACCGGGAAUAGCGGCCCUGACACAGAGAAUUCCAUGGAAAACCCGGAACAGCGGCUUUGAAACGGAGAAAUCCGUGGAAAAAUGGGAGAAAAAUGUCUUUAAAAUUGAGAAAUUCCAUGGAAAAAUGGGAAAAAAAAGUCUUUAAAAUCGAGGAAUUUUAUGGAAAACCGGGAAAAACGGCCCUGACACAGAGAAUUCCAUGGAAAACCCGGAACAGCGGCUUUGAAACGGAGAAAUCCGUGGAAAAAUGGGAGAAAAAUGUCUUUAAAAUGGAUAAAUUCCAUGGAAAAAUGGGAAAAAAAUGUCUUUAAAAUUGAGAAAUUUUAUGGAAAACCGGGAAUAGCGGCCCUGACACGGAGAAUUCCAUGGAAAAAGGGGAAUAGCGGCUUUGAAACAGAGAAUUCCAUGGAAAACCCGGAACAGCGGCCCUGAAACGGAGAAAUCUGUGGAAAAAUGGGAAAAAAUGUCUUUAAAAUGGAGAAAUUCCAUGGAAAAAUGGGAAAAAAUGUCUUUAAAAUUGAGAAAUUUUAUGGAAAACCGGGAAUAGCGGCCCUGACACGGAGAAAUCCAUGGAAAACCCGGAACAGCGGCUUUGAAACGGAGAAAUCUGUGGAAAAAUGGGAGAAAAAUGUCUUUAAAAUGGAGAAAUUCCAUGGAAAACCGGGGAAAAAAAUGUCUUUAAAAUCGAGAAAUACCAUGGAAAAAUGGGAGAAAAAUGUCUUUAAAAUCGAGAAAUUCCAUGAAAAACUGGGAAAAAAAAUGUCUGAUAAAUUCCAUGGAAAAAUGGGAAAAAAUGUCUUUAAAAUCGAGAAAUUCCAUGGAAAACCCGGAACAGCAGCCUUGAAAUGGGAAUUCCAUGGAAAACUGGGAAAAAAUGUCUUUAAAAUGGAGAAAUACCAUGGAAAAAUGGGAGAAAAAUGUCUUUAAAAUUGAGAAAUUCCAUGGAAAAAUGGGAGAAAAAUGUCUUUAAAAUGGAGAAAUUCCAUGGAAAAAUGGGAAUAGCGGCUUUGAAACGGGAAUUCCAUGGAAAACCUGGAACAGCGGCCCUGAAACGGAGAAAUCCGUGGAAAAAUGGGAAAAAAAAUCUUUAGAAUGGACAAAUUCCAUGGAAAAAUGGGAAAAAAUGUCUUUAAAAUCAAGAAAUUCCAUGGAAAACCGGGAACAGUGGCCCUGACACAGAGAAUUCCAUGGAAAAACGGCCUUGAAAUGGGGGAAUUCCAUGGAAAAAUGGGAAAAAAAUGUCUUUAAAAUGGAGAAAUUCCAUGGAAAAAUGGGAAAAAACGUCUUUUAAAUGGAUAAAAUCCAUGGAAAACCGGGAACAGCGGCCCUGACACGGAGAAUUCCAUGGAAAACCCGGAAAAAAAUGUCUUUAAAAUCAAGAAAUUCCAUAGAAAAAUGGGAAAAAAUGUCUUUAAAAUCAAGAAAUUCCAUGGAAAACCGGGAACAGCGGCCCUGACACAGAGAAUUCCAUGGAAAACCAGGAAAAAAAUGUCUUUAAAAUCCAGAAAUUCCAUGGAAAAAUGGGAAAAAAAAUGUCUGUAAAAUGGAGAAAUUCCCUGGAUUUUUUGGGAUUCUGGACUGGAUUUUUUGGGACCUGGAGCCGCUUUGGCUGAGCUGGAAAUCCUCGAAAUUCCGUGAAAAAAAAAAAAAAAAAAAAAAAAAAAAUCAGAGAAAUCAAAAAUUUCUGGGAUGGGGAGCGGGGCUGGGAAUCCCAGCAGGAACUGGGAUGGACUGGGAGAGGAAAAUGGGCCAAAAAAUCCGGAUUUUGGCGUUUUGGGAGCUUUUAUUUUGAUUUUUUUUGGGGGAAUAAACGGAGCUUUGGAUGA
Messenger RNA from Vidua chalybeata, 3950 nucleotides. It is a transcript of the gene PGLS, whose product is annotated as 6-phosphogluconolactonase. Bases 1016 to 1816 code for a protein of 266 amino acids. The record is from RefSeq and is a predicted model, not a curated record. Lineage: Eukaryota; Metazoa; Chordata; Aves; Passeriformes; Viduidae. Gene Ontology annotation, biological process: carbohydrate metabolic process; pentose-phosphate shunt. The transcript is spliced from 5 exons. Gene Ontology annotation, molecular function: 6-phosphogluconolactonase activity.